Corticium candelabrum is the source of this 2433-nucleotide messenger RNA. Its product is annotated as neurotrypsin-like. Gene Ontology annotation, cellular component: membrane. Gene Ontology annotation, molecular function: serine-type endopeptidase activity. The coding region runs from base 440 to 2164 and encodes 574 amino acids. Gene Ontology annotation, biological process: proteolysis. The record is from RefSeq and is a predicted model, not a curated record. The transcript has 9 exons. NCBI's taxonomy places the organism in Eukaryota, Metazoa, Porifera, Homoscleromorpha, Homosclerophorida, Plakinidae.
GUUUAGCAUACUCAGAUUAGAGACAGACUAUAGUCUACACGUGCCAUAAAUAUUAUGUAUUUGGAAACUGUAGCUAUAUAUCAUGUUUGCAGUAACAGGAUAUCACCAACUUGUACUUUUAUUAUUUAUGACGUUAGAGAGCUGUAGUUAUACCAAUACAAAGAACUUGAUUUCCCCUCUCAUUAUCACAAGGCGCCAGCGGCUUGUGUUGGUCUUAUCCACCGCCAAUCAGAUGAGACGAUAUCCACGCCCAUUAUCCGUUCCCAAUCCCGCCUACUAGGGAGGCGUAACAGUAGAUUAGCACGCCCGGUAUGACCCAGAACCACAACAGUAGCGUUGAGCACGGCACGAGCAGCUUGUUUGCUAUUUACUCUGCAGCCAACCGUUUGUAGAAGACAUUCUCAUACGUUUCAGAGCUUCUUGGUGACACAAGCCAACCAUGUGCUCCUACCGUUGCACUGUAUUGUCGGCAGUCCUUCUCCUCAUCAAUUGUUACUUCGAACUUGCCUCGUCGUCUAGAAUCCGGCUUCCACAGAUUCGCCUAAUGGAUGGGACAGACGGCUGUGAAGGAAGAGUAGAAAUUCGUUUACAAAGAACAGGGCCAUGGGGAACAGUGUGUGAUGACCUAUGGAGACAAGCAAAUGCAGACGUUGCAUGUAGAGAGCUUGGGUAUGGUUCAGCGGAAGCGCCCGUGCGGCGGUUUUUUGGUCCAGGAAAAGGACACAUCGUCAUGGACGAUGUGGUUUGCAGAGGAAACGAGAAAAGCAUACGGGCAUGUUCCUACAGCUAUGACAACAACUGCAAUCACAAGGAAGACGUUGGCAUUAGAUGCAGUGGCUGCAAACCAGGAACUCCCAUCAACACCAGUGUAUUAAUGGAGGUCAUCAAUGGUGGCUGGUCACAGUGGUCUAGGUGGUCUACCUGCACAGAAACCUGUGGGGGUGGAUUUAAGAGCAGGACCAGGUUGUGUAACAGUCCUAUACCCCAAAAUGGUGGAGCUAGGUGUGUGGGGAAGUCUGAAAAAAAGAAGAAAUGUGGCAGAAGGCCUUGUCGACAAAGAAUCUGGACUCCUUGGACUGAUUGGAGCAUUUGUUCAGCUACUUGUGGCAAUGGCACUAGAAUCAGAGAAAGAUUCUGCACUGAUUCACAGAAUUGCCGGGAUACAAGAAAAGAAUAUGGUCUUUGUGAUUUACCUCCAUGUGUUGUUAAUAUGUGUGAUAAAGGUCCUUGCCAGAAUGGUGGCUCCUGUCUGCCUCUAAAUGGGGGGAAAAGUUACAGAUGCUACUGUGUCCUAGGAUUUUAUGGAGAUGAUUGUGAAAGUACCUGUGGCUGUCGAAAGCCAGUUAUUAGUGCAAAAAUUGUUAUUGCACCAGGAGUGAGAGAAUCCCUAGCUUGGCCCUGGAAUAUACUUCUGAAGGUGACAGGAAAGUCAAAUUACUUGUGUAGUGCCAACCUAAUUCACCCGGAGUGGGCAGUUACUACAUCCCAUUGUGUGCGAGAUGCAUUUCCUCACUUUUCUCCUUCAGAGAUCCCAGCAUCUGAGUUCAAAGCUGUCUUUGAUUUAGAAAAUCGAUGUCGUGAUUCUCAUAGUAAUGUGCUGCCAAUCAGUGAAGUUAUUAUGCAUCCACUGUUCAGAGCAAACUCAGAGCAACAUCGAUAUGACUAUGAUAUUGCUUUACUUCGACUGGCAGCUCCAUCAGACCUUGCAACUAUUUGCUUACCAGAAGAAAGCUGUCAAGAUACAAUAGGUGUCAACAGAACUAAGUGUUUUGUGGUGGGAUUUGGGAAGACUGCUGAAUACAGUCGAAAAGGAUCUUGCAAGUUGCUACGCAUGAAUAUACCAAUGGAAAAAACAUGGAAAUGUAACUCCACUCGAUACCACAAUGGAUCAAUGACAGAACGAAUGUUCUGCGCCGGUAGAAAUGGAAAAGAUGCCUGUCAAGGAGACUCAGGCAGCCAGUUCUCAUGCCCCAUUGAAGAACGGCAAUGCAGACCUAACAAAACCCCUUUCCAGUUAUGUGGACUGGUUAGUUGGGGUGUUGGCUGUGGUCGACUAAACAAGCCCGGUGUCUAUACAAACAUAUACGAAUUCGUGCCAUGGAUUCGGGAGGUGAUCUACAGCAAAUCACCUGAAUUUGACGGAUCAACACAAAUAACAGAAUAAAUCCGACACGUGGCUAUACAGGCAUAAUACUAAUGGCAGAUAACUAACAAAGAUUUUCAGUAGUUCAGAUAGCAAUAAACUUGGAAACUAGAUGGUUAGCUGUGUAGUUCAUAAUUGGCGCUACCAUGCAGUGGAUGUUAUAACAGUGUAGGACAUGUAUCUAUUUAUCUUCUGGUAUUUCACGCUGCUACUUAUUUCAUUAUAGAAGAAACCUCAGUAGGCUUCAAUACUUUUUAUCAAUAAUAAACAAAUCCUACUGAAUAAAAGAA